AUGGCUCAUUACGACUCGGUGGAUGAGAAGGACUCUGUGGAUAUUCAUGACAACCCACCGCUCCCUGAUAACGUGGUGAAAGAGGAGGACAACACGCUCUACUUCAUCUACGAGGAGGAGGUGGAAGAGGAAGAGAAAGACGAACCUCCUCCACCCGAACCAGUCAAACCAGUGAACGACAGACCUCACAAGUUCAAAGACCACUACUGCAAGAAACCCAAGUUUUGUGACGUCUGUGCGAGAAUGAUCGUUUUGAACAAUAAGUUUGCAUUGCGAUGUAAAAACUGCAAAACCAGCAUCCACCACCAGUGUCAGUCCUACGUAGAGCUCCAGAGGUGUUUUGGCAAAAUUCCUCCAGGAUUCAGGAGAGCGUACAGUUCUCCUCUGUACAGCAGCCAGCAGAACGCCACAGUGUCCCAGCUGCUGCCCUUCUCACAGUCGAACCGCACCGACCCCGUGUUUGAGGCGCUGCGGAUCGGAGUGAUCAUGGCCAACAAGGAGCGGAAGAAAGACUCCGAGGACAAGAAGAACAUGAUGAUGAUGAUGAUGGAGGAAGAUGAGCCCCAGCCCAAGCAGGAGGAGGAGGGAGGUGAAGGAGCAAACACGGAAGGAGACAAAAGAGGCGAAAAAGCUCCUGCAGAUGAAAAGAGUAAAAAACCUCACCUGGGGAAGAUAGGUGUGUUCAGUCAGUCUCACUAUUAUCUGGCUCUGUAUCGCUUCAAGGCCGUAGAGAAAGACGACCUGGAUGUGCAUGCUGGCGACCGCAUCACUGUGAUAGACGACUCCAACGAGGAGUGGUGGAGGGGGAAGAUCGGAGUGAGAACUGGCUUCAUUCCGGCCAACUACAUCAUCCGGGUGCGAGCAGGAGAGACGGUCUACGAGGUGACACGCUCCUUCGUCGGCAACAGAGAGAUGGGUCAGAUCACACUGAAGAAAGACCAGAUUGUGGUGAAGAAGGGCGAGGAGGUGAAUGGCUACCUGAAGGUCAGCACGGGACGAAAGCUCGGCUUCUUCCCCGCUAACCUGCUGCAGGAGAUCUGA
This is a messenger RNA of Limanda limanda (common dab), 1041 nucleotides long. Its product is annotated as SH3 and cysteine-rich domain-containing protein 3-like. Gene Ontology annotation, biological process: skeletal muscle contraction; positive regulation of protein localization to plasma membrane; positive regulation of voltage-gated calcium channel activity. The transcript has 12 exons. Lineage: Eukaryota; Metazoa; Chordata; Actinopteri; Pleuronectiformes; Pleuronectidae. Gene Ontology annotation, cellular component: extrinsic component of cytoplasmic side of plasma membrane. The coding region runs from base 1 to 1041 and encodes 346 amino acids. Gene Ontology annotation, molecular function: protein binding. The record is from RefSeq and is a predicted model, not a curated record.